AAAGAAAGUGAUACCAAAAUGAAUACCUAUAAAUUUAUCCUGUUUCUAAGCUUAGGCUUUUUAAAUCGGAUGGCUGAAUUGGAGGGCCAUGGUAUGAUGUUAAGUCCAACCGGCAGAUCCUCGCGUUGGCGAUACGAUACCUCGGCGCCAACAAACUACGAUGAUAAUGCAUUAUAUUGCGGGGGACUUUGGAAACAAACCGAAAAUGACGGCAAGUGUGGACUGUGUGGGGAUGAUUGGAGCCUGGAGCAACCGCGACCCAAUGAGUUGGGUGGAAAAUAUGGCAGUGGAGUGAUUGUUAAGAGCUUUGCCGGCGUAGCUGAAGCGGAAGUCAUUGUUAAGAUCACAGCCAAUCAUCUGGGCUACUUCCGGUUUAAUAUCUGCAAUUUGGACGAAAAUGGCAGCGAGUCGGAGGAUUGCUUUAAUCAAUAUCCCUUGAAUUUCGCCGACGGUAGCCAGAAGUACUACAUCAACACAACCUAUGGCGAUAUCACAGUAACCGUGAAACUUCCCAACAAUCUCAACUGCAUUCACUGCGUAUUGCGCUGGACUUACACGGCGGGAAAUAAUUGGGGUGUUUGUGAGGAUGGAACGGGUGCCAUGGGCUGUGGCGCCCAGGAAACCUUUAUAAACUGCGCUGAUAUCAGUGUACUAUCCUCAGCGAGAAGUAUAUUCCAGGAGGUGCCCGUGGAGGUGGCGGAAUCGAUAUAAGGUGGUUGUUAUCAGCGGUGGUCAAUCGAACAAAAUGGUUAGAGUCACUAAAUUAUAUACCUUAUUUAUUUUUAUGUGUU
Molecule: messenger RNA, 791 nt
Organism: Drosophila erecta
Lineage: Eukaryota; Metazoa; Arthropoda; Insecta; Diptera; Drosophilidae
Exons: 2
Coding region: 19-711 (230 amino acids)
Source: RefSeq, a predicted model, not a curated record